Drosophila gunungcola (fruit fly) is the source of this 6854-nucleotide messenger RNA. It is a transcript of the gene NFAT, whose product is annotated as basic-leucine zipper transcription factor A. NCBI's taxonomy places the organism in Eukaryota, Metazoa, Arthropoda, Insecta, Diptera, Drosophilidae. Gene Ontology annotation, molecular function: RNA polymerase II cis-regulatory region sequence-specific DNA binding; DNA-binding transcription factor activity, RNA polymerase II-specific; transcription factor binding. Gene Ontology annotation, biological process: regulation of transcription by RNA polymerase II. Gene Ontology annotation, cellular component: transcription regulator complex. The transcript is spliced from 11 exons. The record is from RefSeq and is a predicted model, not a curated record. Bases 728 to 5203 code for a protein of 1491 amino acids.
GCAGUCCAUCGAUCUCAGCGUAAGUGUUCGCAUCGCCAUUUCGCCGCCGCUCUUCGUUACGGGUCACGGUUUGCGGUUAACGUUUGACAACUUACGGUUUUACUGUUCGCGUUUCGCGGCUAACGGGCUACGGUCUACGGCUCUUUCGGUUAAUACAACGAACUCGUGCUAAAAUUUCGCACUUUUUACCACUGCCCGCUUUUUUUUCUGGUGUGACGUGCUCAAUUAACGUUUAUUAUUUGAAAAGUUAAAAGUUGUGCGCCCAUUUUUUAUCAGUCGAAAAAUGAUGGCCUGAUCGAAAAUUUCUUAAAACAAAAAAACUGGAAAAUUAAAAAUUAAUAACAAAAUUCACCGUAAACUGAACAAAUAUAAACACGAAAUCUACAACUGCAAAACUUAUUUAACAACAAACAAAGCAACAACAAACAAAUGUACAAAGUCAAUCCAAAAUUGUAAGCAUUUAAUUCAAAAAUAAAACAAAAAACAUUUCAAUGUGCCAACAAUAAUUACCAAAUAAACAAAAAACACUAUUAGUCAAAAGGAAAACAACAAAAUCGAUGCCUGUAAACAUAAUUAUAAAAUACACUAAAAGCACUUAUCCCAAAAAGAGAACGAGAAACUUGAGGAGAGAGUAGAAAGAGUGAAAAAACACUGAGAGAUAUAUAAUUAAUUGCAUUAAAUAGCCAUAGGAGUAACUUAUUCAAAAGUCCAGUGCCAAUCCGUCAAAAUGCGCUUCACCUACAAUCAGUAUAAACAUUACGAGUCCGGUUAUCGGAUUCCAUCAAAAAUGCAUAAUCUGAACCACCAUAACAACAAUAAUAAUAACUCUGGGGGUGGCAACAACAACAACAAUAAUAAUAAUAAUAACAACAACAACAAUAGCCAUCAUUAUGCCCACCACAACAACAACAAUAAUGGCGGUAACAACAACACAAAUUUCCAAGCCUAUCAACAUCACUACAAAAGCAAUUUCGGCAUGAGGAUGACCAUGUCCACCAAUUCCACAAUGAGUGCGCGAAUACAUCGGAAGGGAUUUCGCAUACCAUCGAAAAGACAACCGGGUAAGGGAUUGCCCGGCAAGCUGCAUACUAUUACCAGGACGGGUCCCGGCAAGAUCGUGCCUGGAAAGCGAAUACCACAGCGACCCCAUCCGCCGCCCUGCGACAACUCGAACGACAGUGGCCUGGGCUUCGAUCAGCACACGGAGAUGAGGUCCUCGGCAGGAGCGGGCGGGUCGGUUGAUCCGGCGGUCCAUGGCAGCAACUCCGGCCAGCGGUCCGCUUUGAUGGUCAACAGUGCUCUAACCAACACAGUGGCUGCCGCGGCGGCCGCCGCAGCUGCUGCAGUGGCCAGCAACACGUUGCAGCAGCAUCAGCAGCACCACCAGCAGCAACAGCAGCAGCAGCAGCAGCAGCAACAGCAGCAGCAGCAACAACAGCAGCAACAACAGCAGCAGCAGCAGCAACAACAACAACAGCAGCAACAUUCACCGCAGCAGCAUUUAAUACGAGCGAUACCUGUAUCAAGAUCGCGGCACGCCAUGAGCCACUAUCUGGAGGAUCUGGAUCUGCUCUCGGCGUCCUCCUCCGAGGACUCGGCCACCUCGACGCCGACCAGUUUGGACGAGGACACGGGCUUUGUAAACGACAGCAACUCGACGACAACCGGUGGCAAUAGCAGCUCGGAUCCCUUUGGUGGGGUAUUUCAGGCCACCGAAGCAGCCGUUGCAGCAGCAGUCAAUGCAUUCAACCUGCAACAACAGCAGCAUCAGCAGCAGCAGCAACAACAUCAGGUGCAACAGCAGCAACAACAGCAGCAGAACCAGCAGCAACAGUUUCAAUACAACGGAUUGCUGUUGCAGCAGCAACAGCAGCAGCAACAACAGCAGCAACAACAGCAGCAACAACAGCAGCAGCAACAGCAACACCAUCAUCACCACCAUCAUCGUCAUGGCAAGCACAUCAAACGCAAGAAGCUAGAAUGCAAUCAGGUGGAACUGGACAACGAUGAUGCCUGCAGCGAGGAUGAGUUUAUCCGCAAGAUUGCCAGUUCGGUGGCUGUCGCAUCCACUGUGGAUGCCACGCCCCCUCCUGUCGCUGCCGCCCCCGCAACGGCCACGCCCACUGUCAGCCUCCUGCCGCGCAUCAGCAGCAGCUGCAUCAGCAACAACGACAGCAACAACAACAACAAUCAGACAAAAUUCAUAUCGGCCAGGACUGUCACGCGGGUGGCCAACAAACGUCAGCCCACCACGCCGCUGAACAGCAUCGCCAGUUCCAACGAUGGCCAGGUGCAGCUGGAGAUCGUCUCGCAGCCGGAGCAGCAGCAUCGGGCCCGCUACCAAACGGAGGGCAGCCGCGGCGCCGUCAAGGAUCGCAGUGGCAACGGAUUCCCCAUCGUCCGACUGGCCGGCUACGACAAGAACGCCGUCCUCCAGGUCUUCAUCGGCACGGACAUUGGCCGUGUGGCGCCGCACAUGUUCUACCAGGCCUGCAAGGUCGCCGGCAAAAACUCGACGCAGUGCAACGAGAAGAAGGUCGACGGCACCAUGGUCAUUGAGAUCGAUUUCAAGCCCGAAACGGACAUGACCAUCACCUGCGAUUGCGUUGGCAUCCUGAAGGAACGCAAUGUGGAUGUGGAGCACCGCUUUCCGGAGCACCUGGCCCAGAAGAACAAGAAGAAGUCCACACGCUGCCGAAUGGUGUUCCGCACCCAGCUGACCCGCGACGAUGGCACCACCGAGACCCUGCAGGUCUGCUCGAAUCCCAUCAUCUGCACUCAACCACCUGGCGUGCCGGAGAUAUGCAAGAAGUCACUGAACUCGUGCCCAGUCGAUGGCGGCCUCGAGCUAUUCAUCAUCGGCAAGAACUUCCUGAAGGACACGCACGUGGUAUUCCAGGAGACCUACGACAGCGUCAAUGGCGACGAUCCGGCCACCGAGAUUGCGGUGCGUCAGCAGCUCAUCGGCGGUACCGCCGCCCUCUGGGAACAGAGCGUUCUGCCGGACAAGGAGUAUCUCCACCAGACCCAUUUGAUUUGCACGGUGCCGCCGUAUCUGCACCAGAGUAUCCUGAAGCCGGUCCAGGUGCAGGUGUCCAUCGUUUCGAGCGGCAAGAAGAGCGAGCCGCACACGUUCACCUACACGCCCAAGGGACAGUACACGACGCUGGCGGCGGCCAGCACGUUAAGUAACACAGUCCACGCCCAAGAUGUGAGCGGUUUCAUGGACACCACAGCAGCGCCCAGCGCGAGUGGCUCCAGCGGUUGGAGCGGUGCGUCCAGCGGUGCCGGCAAUGUGCCACCUCAAGGCGACAAUGUGGAGGCCAAGCACGAGAUCGAUUCGGGCAUGAUGCCGCCGCCCAUCACCACCCAGAUACCGAUGGGCGUUCGUCGCUCCUCGCUGCCCAGCGUCACGCCCAUGAUAACGGACCAGCAGCUGGUCCACCUCAGCGCAGUGGCCGCCAGUGCGGAGGCCCUGAAGACCGAGCUCCUGGACGACAGCAACUCGCACAGUCCGCUGACCGGCGAGUCGACACCGGACAGCCCGAAUGCCGCCAUGCAGUAUCAUCGCUUUGUGCGCAAGCCCAGCCUCGACACCAUCAUGUACGACCAGUCCAACAGCUUGCCCGGCUUCCCAGCCGUCGUGGCACCGGCAACAGCGGCCGCCGUGGCCGCAGCCGUCGACAUCGACACGGCAGCCGUGGCCGUGGCCGUGGAGCUGGCCGUCAAGAAUGAGAUUGUGAAGCAUGUGGUGCAGCAGCACCAGCAGAUGCAGGAGCAAAUGCAGGAGCAGCAGCAACAGCAGCAGCAACAGCAGCAGCAACAGCAGCCGCAGCAGCAACAGCAGCAGCAACAGCAGCAGCAGCAACAGCAGCAGCAGCAACAGCAGCAACAGCAGCAGCAGGUGCACAAGUUCAUCGAUGAGUUGACCAAGUCCACUUCGCUGGUAACCAGCAACGGCACCAGUGAGCCGGCCCUGUUCACCACAUCGGCCGUGAUUGACCAUGCCCUGACCGACAUACUGCAGGCCAAGGUGGGCAUUGCCCCGCCCAAUGUGGUGCUGGAGCGCAGCCUGUCCCUCAGCUCCACCAACUCCAGCAGCUCGCUGAGCGGCAGCGAGAGCUCACCCAAUAGUUCACCCCUCACGCAGGACAUCAUACUCAAUUCGGAGCCGGCGGCCGCGCUAGUCGGAGCAGCUGCCUUGGGCGGCCCAGCCGCCGUCGAUGUAUCCGGCGGCCUGUCCACCGACAUCAUCAUGAAUCCCGCCGUUUCCCCCUCCACGAUUCUUUGCUCGGCCAACGGAGCCGCCACAGCGGUGGUGCCCAACAUUCUGACGCCGCACCAGGUCACCAUGGCCAAUUCGAUCUUGAACGACAUAGCCAUGCAGCCGGAGCCCACACAGCAGGAUGCUGCGGUGGCCGCCUUGGCGUUGAGCAACAUCAUGAUGAGUCCGCCGACGGCUGCAUCGGGCGUGGGAGUUGUGGACACACUGCCGCCGACUCCAGCGGCCAUGCAGCCGGAGGUGGCGGCCACGGCCACCUCCACGGCGGUAAGCAACAUGAUUAUCAAGGCGGCGGCGGACUUUAUAACCACCCAGGAGCAGGAGCAGCACCACUAUCAUCACCACGGCUGCGUUCACUCCCAUUCGCCGCAGGCGGCCGUAGGCGUAAGCGGCAAUCCAGCCGAGACGGCAUCCGAUCCUUUGGUCAAUUUACUGCUGAACCACUCGGUCACACCGGAAACAGCGGCUGCAGCCGCUGCCGCAGUGGCUGUGGAGGCGGCCAACUUUCAGUCGAUGAACCACAGCCUCCACCAGCACCAUGGCCAUCAUGGCCACGGUGUGUCGCAUGGUCACGGCCAUGGCCACGGACGCCACGUGUCUGGCCAUGUGAACAGCCACCAUCAUGGCCAUCACUUGCCGGUGGUGCCGCCGACACCACAAGAAUCUCUGAUCGUUGCGCUGGCCAGCGAGAAUGCGCUGCAAAAGUCGGUGGCCACCGCCGCAGUGACCACCAACGGAGCGGUGAUGACGCAGCAGGCAUCCGCCCCCAGCACGGCGGGCAGCAUCCUGCCGGCGGCGGUCGGAGCGGUGGCUGCCGCGGCGGCUGUGGCCGUACAGCCGCCCAUUCCCCAGGAGCUGACCACGAUGUCCGAUCAGGAUCUGAUCAGCUACAUCAAUCCGAGCACCUUUGAUCAGCUUUAAACGGCUUUAAAUCAACAAAUUAAACUACGAGGAUUUGUUUUUUUUUUUAAAUAACAAUAAAUGUUACUCCUACACAGGCUUAGUCUUAAGUAUAUAUGUAGUAUUUAGGCAACACACACACACACACACACACCAAACCACACACAAUUAGACGGAUUAAAGGUUUCAAUGUGGACCAACUUUCUGACCAAGCGCGUACGGAACAAAAUCGGAAGAAGAGAAUGAAACCCACAAAAAAAACACACAAACACACACACAUUAGUAGCUGUAGCUUUGUUUACGUUUAGGAAUAAACCAUACUUUAUAUGAAUACCUAUAUUAAUUUUUUUUGUUUUUUUUUUUUUGCUAUUUUAAUAUUGAUUUUUAAAUGAAAUAAUCAACUUAUCUCAAAAGGUUAAGUUAAAACAAUGAUAACGACUGCCAUAUAUCUACGAAACAUAAAUGAACUCCCUAUAGUGAAGAAUGAAAACUGAAAAGGAAGAAUUCAAAUAUCAACCUUAAAAAUCCCAAAAUUUAAAGAAAGAACUAACUUUCUAAAAAAAAUGUUGAUUACACUUCUAGCAGGAAGCCCUAAUUUUUAAAAUGAAGUCUGAUUUGUAAACUUCCUUUAUAUUUGUUUGAGAAUUUAAGAUAUGUUUUCUAAUAAAAGCCUAACUAUGGCGUUAAAAAUUAAGCUUAUUAAAUUUUGGGACAACAAAAAAACACGAAAAGAAAUAAUGAUUAUUCAGAUAAUAAUUUAUAUGAAAAAAAGUACAUAUUAUGUGUAGCUACGAAUAUAAUGAAUAUGCGAGAAAUUCCAAAAGACUUUUUUGAUUUAAAGAAAAUGCAAUUAUUUUGUUUAUGGUUUAAUGAUUUUUAUUUGAAAUUAUAUUCAAGAAACACACAAAUAAAGAUGCAACUAACGUUAUUACUAUUAUAAUAAUUAAAUCGCUAUUAUUAUGCCUACCCUUAAUGUUGAUAGUUGUUAUGUUUAGUUUUGUAAGCCAGAAAUUGGAGUUAUUUUAGCCCAUUUACCAUACGAAAAUAAGACCCAAAAAACUGAAAACGUAAAAAAGAACAAACCAACAACCAAAUCACACCGAGAAACGAUUUAGAAUAUUGUUAUACCGAUUAAUGAUUGAAUGAACUUCAACACAUGUUAGGCCAACCGGAAGUAAAGAUCAAGAUCGAGAGAACUCUGCAUUUGUAUGCUCUGUGCCCAACUAUUUAUAAACAUUUACAAAUAUUCCAACCACGAAUUUCACCCACUCCCAAGAAUCGAACUAACUGAGAACGUAUAACUAUAAAUGUUUAAUUUUUUUGGUAUUAGCUUGUUACAUAUUAAACAAUUUGAUUGACAUACGUAAUCUAGAUGUUCAUGGAGUCGAUAAAUGUGUUAAACAAUCUCAGAGAUUGCAUAUUCCUCAUUAAAUUAAAUGUUACAGUCGCGUCAAUGAACGACAGAGAUAGCGAUAGUAAGUGCAAGUGAGAAGGAGAGAGAUAGAAAGAGAAAAAGAAAGAAAAAGAGAGGGAGAGAAGAGCCCGCGCUUAAGAAUUGUUAGUGUUAAAUGUUAUACACCUAAAUAUACAUUAUUUAUGCUAUAUAUACACACAUAUAUCUAACUUUACAAUGAAUAAAAUAAAUGUAUUUUUGAUGUUCUUAUUGCCCAAA